GCCAGCGAUGGCGUCUCCGAGCGCUAUGGCUGCGGCAGUGGAUCCCAUUUGGGAGGACGAGGAGGAGGAGGAGGAGGAGGACAUAGAGGAGGUUGAGCAGUUUGUUCUGGUAGAAUUGUCAGGAAUCAUUGAUUCAGAUUUUCUCUCCAAAUGUGAAAAUAAAUGCAAGAUUUUGGGAAUUGACACGGAGAGACCCAUCCUGCAAGUGGACAGCUACGUGUUUGCUGGGGAAUAUGAAGAUACGCUUGGUACCUGCGUGAUAUUUGAAGAAGGUGUUGAACGGGUGGAUCCAGAGGGGACCGAUAAGACGGUGCUGAAGUACAAGUGCCACACGAUGAAGAAGCUGAGCAUGACGAGGACGCUUCUGACAGAAAAGAAGGAAGGAGAAGAAAACAUAGAUGGCGUGGAAUGGCUGCAAAUGAAGGAUAAUGAUUUCUCCUAUAGACCCAACAUGAUUUGCAGCUUUCUCCAUGAACAUGAAGAUGAGGCUGCAGGGCCAGCCUCUGAUAAACCUGUGGAGCUGGAAGACCAAGAGAGUCAGAUGAAAGGCAGUGCAGAGCAGACACAGGAACAGGAGAAGGCGCAGCACUCUGAAGUGGAGGACCCUGCUCCUCCAGGGGAGACCCCUUCUGAGAUGGAAAGUUCUGUUUUCAUGGGAACUCAAGAUGGAAAUGUUUCUCAAAACAACCAGUUGUGAACUUUAAAGAAGUGGUCUUGUAU
This is a messenger RNA of Mus pahari (shrew mouse), 720 nucleotides long. It is a transcript of the gene Gtf3c6, whose product is annotated as general transcription factor IIIC subunit 6. The transcript has 6 exons. Gene Ontology annotation, cellular component: transcription factor TFIIIC complex. The record is from RefSeq and is a predicted model, not a curated record. Gene Ontology annotation, biological process: transcription by RNA polymerase III. Bases 8 to 697 code for a protein of 229 amino acids. Lineage: Eukaryota; Metazoa; Chordata; Mammalia; Rodentia; Muridae.